AUCCCACAGAAAAUAUUAUUGAAACUACCUCUUCCAUCCAGAGGUAGCAUAUGCAGGAUCUUUUGAAUGAGAACAUUUGUGGAUUCCUUACUAAGCCUAGAGCCACUUCCUUCCCCAUUAUCCCUUCCAGUUCCCCUUGGAUACACUUGUGACCCAUUGUCACAACAACCCUCUGCCCAGGAUUAUCUCCCUACUGACAUUUUUCCAAAAACUCUGAUCUAAUUGCACUUAAAAAAAAACUUUCUCCUUUUGCUGAUCCCCAUCUUACCAUAAAGACAGUCUUGCAGAAUCCUACACUUCUUCCUUUAACAACUUUGAUCUAAUCACCCUUGUUAUCCCUAUCUCCUGACCUGCUGUAUGACUUUUGAUGUGUAGCACAGUUAAUUAUCAACUGACUCCCUCUUUACCUUUUCACUAUUACAUCUUUCUGUACUGGUAUAUGACCUUUGAUAUCUAGCACUUUUAUUUUGCUUUGUAACGAUUAAGCAUUACCAUAUCACUUUGUCCCUUUCAAGAACUUUAUAGCUUCAAAAUUCAUUCUAGUCUUUUAGUAACGUUGUUGCUUUCCCAGAAAUAAUAUGAUAGAAUUACAAAAGGCUCUAAAAUAUUUUCCUAUUGGCAGGGUUGCUUUCCCCAGGGAAGGAAGAAGCAGCUGACAAGAAAUUAUCUGGUAAACGCUUAAGAAGUCAAACAAAGCAUAUGAUACUGAACAUUUACAGUUAUUUCCGGAGCCAAGACAAAGAAGCAAGUGAAACAGAUAUAAGCAAGAAAACUGCCAUUGCCUCUGGAAUUUCUCUCCAGACCCUUUACAGUAUAAGACAAGAAGACAAAGAAGGAGUUGUAAAAUCCCCAGCUCCAAAGAUAGGGGUUUCAUCGUGGAUGCCUGUUGUUGAUGAUUAUGCCAGAGCUUGUAUUCGUCGAGAGAUACUUUCAUUCUAUGAGAGAAGUAAAUUCCCAACAUUGAAAGAACUGUCUAAAAGAGUAAAAGAGCCACCUGUGAAUCUGACUUGUUCUUGGACAACACUUAAUAAGCUUGUGAAACAAAUUGGGUUCCGUAAUAAGAAGUUAGAAAAUGGCAGGGUUGUUUUGAUAGAGAAAGAUGACAUUAUUGCUGCAAGAAACAGGUACCUAAGACUUAUUGCUGAAAUUAGGAAAUCUAGCAACCCAAAACCAGAAAUAUAUAUUGGUGAAAUUUGUGUUUAUCCAAAUAGGUAUGUGGCAAAGUGUUGUACAGUAGAUGAUACAACUUUAGACCCUACACAGAAGUUGAAGAGACGUGUCAGAUUUACCAUUGUGCAUGCCGGUGGAAAAAAUGGAUUUGUUCCUGGGUCUUUUUUAAUUUUUAAAUCAGGGACUGCCCUUAAGGAGACCCAUGACAGCAUGACACACGAAUGUUUCCAGUCAUGGUUUCAGAAACAGUUACUUCCCAACAUUCCUGCCAAUUCAGUCAUAGUCAUGGAUAAUGCACCAUAUCACUCACAAUUUUCUAUUAAAAUGCCAGCAAUUAAUUCCAACAAAAGUGAAAUACUGCAGUGGCUAAGAGAACACAACAUUGCUUAUGAAACAUCCCAUACAAAAUAUGAACUAAUAGAUCUUGUUAGAAAGCAUAAAAGCAAGCUGGUACAUGUGAUUGACCAAAUGGCUCAUGAUGCAGGCCAUGAAUUGCUCAGAAUCCCUACGUUUCAUUGCCACUUGAACCCCAUUGAACUGAUUUGGGCUCUGUUAAGAAGUAAAUUGGAAGAGAAUUCAGACACUUACGAGAGAAAUUGCAGGGUUGAGGAAAUAAAAUAUGCACUGGAAAGAAUAACUUCAGAAGAUUGGGAGAGGUGUCUGCUUCAUGCAACACAAGUGGAAGAUGAAUUCAGAAGGAAAGAUAGAGUAUUUGAUUAUGUCAUGGAAAGGGUUGAUACAAGUAUGAGUGACGAAAGUAGUGAUUCAGAUAGUUCUGGAGAAUGAAUUUGGUACAUAAUGUUGAAAUGUUCCAUGUCCUUUUAUUUUUUUAUAUUUAUAUUAUGACUGUAUUCGAUAUUGUUAAUCUCAACUUUCUUCAUCCUGAUAUUGAUAUCUUGAAUAUUAGGCAAAUAAAUCAAA
Molecule: messenger RNA, 2091 nt
Organism: Penaeus monodon (black tiger shrimp)
Lineage: Eukaryota; Metazoa; Arthropoda; Malacostraca; Decapoda; Penaeidae
Exons: 1
Coding region: 700-1956 (418 amino acids)
Molecular function (GO): nucleic acid binding
Source: RefSeq, a predicted model, not a curated record